CAUGCCCAGCUCCCUAAGCCGUUCCUCAUAAGGCAUUGUUUCCAGGCCUUUGACCAUUUUGGUUGCCCUCUUCUGGACACGUUCCAGCCUGUCAGUAUCCUUCUUGAACUGUGGUGCCCAGAACUGGACACAGUAUUCCAGGUGAGGUCUGACCAGAGCAGAAUACAGUGGUACUAUUACUUCCCUUGAUCUAGAUGCUAUACUCCUAUUGAUGCAGCCCAGAAUUGCAUUGGCUUUUUUAGCUGCUGCAUCACACUGUUGACUCAUGUCAAGUUUGUGGUCUAGUAUUGGAUAGUUUGUUUUGGCCUUCCUCACUUUUCACCUCUUAUAAUGAAUGGUAUAAAGCCUGUUCGGCAUUCCACAUCUGGUGCUCCAGAGGGCAAAAGAAUAACUGGAAAAAGAAGUCUGCAACAAAUAUCCUUGUCUAUGUUGUGUUACAUAAUUUGGGUGCUUUUAUGUGGAAUAUAUUUCUUCUUUUUGGUAUUUGGAUAUCUGAUGUUGUUACUGUUUCUGUAAGGCCUCACAGGACAGAACUCUACGAUGACAUCCCGCCAACAUGCUGGCCGAUUGUGUAUUCUCCAGAUUACAAUAUUACAUUUAUGGGACUGGAGAAACUACAUCCAUUUGAUGCUGGAAAAUGGGGGAAAGUAAUAAAUUUUUUGAAAGAAGCAAAACUGAUUGCCGAUGAUUUGAUUGUACAAGCUCGAGAAGCAACUGAAGAAGACCUUUUAGUUGGUCACACGAGAAGCUACUUGAAUCGAUUAAAGUGGUCAUUUGUUGUGGCUACAAUUACAGAGAUCCCACCUGUUCUUUUUCUGCCCAAUUUUCUUGUUCAGAGAAAGGUGCUUAGGCCUUUAAGAACUCAAACUGGAGGAACAAUAAUGGCAGGGAAACUGGCCAUUGAGAGAGGAUGGGCAAUUAAUAUUGGUGGUGGCUUUCAUCACUGCUCAAGCGAUAAAGGUGGAGGGUUUUGUGCCUAUGCUGAUAUCUCAUUGGCUCUAAAGUUUUUAUUUGAAAGGAUGGAAGGAGUUUCUAAGGCAACUAUCAUAGACCUGGAUGCACAUCAGGGAAAUGGCCAUGAAAGAGACUUUAUGGAUGACCGAAGAGUGUAUAUUAUGGACGUUUACAACAGGUAUAUUUAUCCAGGAGAUGGAUUUGCCAAACGAGCCAUAAGACGGAAAGUUGAAUUGGACUGGGGCACAGAAGACGCGGAAUAUCUUCAGAAAGUAAAAACGCAUGUAGAAGGUGCACUGAACGAAGUAAAAUCAGACAUCAUUGUUUAUAACGCCGGAACAGACAUUUUGGACGGUGACCCCUUGGGAGGCCUGGCUAUUUCACCGCAGGGGAUUAUCGAUCGCGAUGAAAUUGUGUUCAGAGCUGCUAGGAAACACAGAAUUCCCAUCUUGAUGGUGACCUCUGGAGGCUAUCAGAAGAGGACGGCAAGGAUUAUCGCAGAUUCCCUUCUCAAUUUGCAUAGCCAGGGCCUGAUUGAGAAGGAGCCUGCCUUUGGUGAAGCUGGAAGGGCCAAGGUAGAAAUGAUGCCUGGAAAAUAAAAGGGAGAUCAGCUAACUUGGCACUGCAGAACGAGGACAUUGGGGUUAUUGUAGAAGGCAACUCUUAAUUGUUUAAUAUUUAAACCGAGAGACAAGAAAUGCUCCAGUUCUCGUAGAAUUAAUAUAUUCUAAUGGCGAAAGAUAUUUAAUUUGCCUGUACUUACCAGCGGCAGUCAGUGGUCCCACAAGGAAUACCAACAGAUUAUGUUUCUCUCUCCAGUGCUUUUAAAUGCUGCCUUUAAAAGAUUAAUAUGGGCAUAAAUUCUGGAUUUGGUUAUUUCUUGCUGUGGUCAGAGUGGUAAAAAACACUAAUAUUCUUUUUUACAGUAGUCCGUUUUUCUUUUCAAAAGAGAAUUAUGUAAUAUCUUAAUUUUUUAACUUAUUAUUAUUUUUAUCUGGGAAACUUCCAUCUGGCUUAAUUUUUCAAAAGAAACUCAAGGCAGCUAACAAAUCCAGCCAGAUGGGCGGGGUAUAAAUAACAAAGUUAUUAAAAUUAUUAUUUAUCCAAACUCCACGCAAUAGUAAAAUACGUCACAAUCCCCAUUCAUAGCUGCAGUCAAAAGGCCAAAGUAUUGAUGUGAAAAACUAAUAAUUUCAAAACAGCCAGUAAACAACAACACCCUAAACCAGGCAUCCCCAAACUUGGCCCUCUAGAUGUUUUGGGACUACAGUUCCCAUCACUGCUGACCACUGGUCCUGUUAGCUAGGGAUGAUGGGAAUUGUAGUCCCAAAACAUCUGGAGGGCCAAAUUUGGGGGUGCCUGCCCUAAACAGUCUCAGGAAUAAACCUGAACAAAUAAAAACAGCCAGCUGCAAACUUUAGUAAACAUCCAUGUUUUUUGCCCGCCACCUGAAACAUUACAGUGAUGAGCGCCUGAUGUCCCUCACCUGGCUGGGUGCCACCAUGGAAAUAACUUUAUAGUCCUGGCUGUCACCAGCCGUGCUUCAUGGAGUUGAGGGAUCUGAAGUAGGGCUUCAGGUGUUGACUGCAGCAUAUGAGAAACAUACAGGAAAGUCUGCUUCAUUCCAAGGGUACAGCUAUUCGUUAGGGCUUUAGGUGGAUCAGAGAACCCAUUUCAAACAAGCAGCAGAAGUGUUUUUGAGGAACAUUUCCCAGCUAUUGCAAACAUAAGGAGGUUAUGUGUGUGUUCUGAACUGCAGCAGGGGCUACUGUUCCCCAAGCAGAUUCACGCUUGACUGGGAUGAUUUGAUUUAUUUAUUUUUAAAACAACCCAAACAGGUUUCCCCUUUUGUCGUGAAGUGAUUGUGAUUAUGCUUCACUUUAUUACACCUGUGGUUCUCCGCAUCAAGAUGGCAAAAUACUGUUCUUCAGCUUUAGCUUGUACGCCCGACGUCGAAAUAUAUUGGAAUAUACCUGCAUGCCAAGAUACCUCCUGCUUAUCCACCUGCCAGAUGAUCGGUGCGUUUCCUCGCCAGAAUGGCACAACAAAGUCUUGCUGUCUGGUUGGUUUUUGUAGUUGUAGUUGUUUGCAACUGAGAAGAUACAUAUUUAUUUCUUUUCUACUUCAGGUGGAGGUAAAUAGUAAAAGUCAAAACUGACCCUGAGGUUUAAAAGUGCACAGCUAAAAGCUCCGCUUGCGUUCCCCAUGAAAUCAACGUGAGGUGCACUUAAGUAAUUCAUCCGAUUCCCCUUAGGACUUAAAUGGCCAAAUGAAUGAAUGAAUGAAUGAAUGAAUGAAUGGAUUGUGCCUCUGAAGACUGGGUUAUCCAGGCACCCUUAUUUUUCUAAACAAGGAGGACUGGUGUGAUAAUUACCUGCAAUAGAUUUUGAUUGUAGAUCUCUCUCAAUGUUAACCUGUGACAUUAUGUGGUACUACUGUAUAAUAUUACGAGCAGUGAUGCCUUGAAGCAUAUAUAAAAUAGUUACGAGAUGUAAAAAAGAUAAAAUUUAUGUAAAAUAAUCAGUUUACAUUUGUGUGCGUGCGUGUGUGUGUUGGGUGGGGGGAAUCAGUUGUCAUAGGACCUACACUAGGAUUCUUUUGCAACUGUCCUCAAAUUCUGUCAUGUAAUUUUGAGUGAAUGCUCAAAUAAAACGGGGUUUUUAAUCUUAUUCUUUUUAUUUUAAAAGUCUGUUUUUUAAUAACAGGGCUGGGGAACGUCUGUUCUUGGAUGACUCUUAUCAGCCCCAGCCCAGCCAGCAUAGCCCAAGUGAUCAGGUUGUAAAUAUUAAGAUAUCAGCAAGAAUGAGUCUUUCUGUAAAAAUAUACAUGAUUUAAAUCAAGUCUUACUGACUAGUGAUUUAAGCAGUGAUUUAAAUCAAUUUGAUUUCAAUCAAAUGCACCCUGCUGGACUCCAACUGCGAUCAUCCCUGACCAGCUGGGGUUGAAGGAAGUUGGAGUCCGAUGACAUUUGGAGGGGAACUUAAGACCUCAUCUACACAGGAGUGCCUGGCGUGCUCUGAUCCAUGGGGUCACGAAGAGUCAGACAUGACUAAAUGACUAAACAACAAUAACAACACAGUGUCGUAUCACUUUAAACAAUCAUGGCUUCCCCCAGAGAAUUAUGGGAACUGUAGUUUGUUAAGGGUGCUGAGCAUAGCUGCCAAGUUAUCCCUUUUUUUAAGGGAAAUUCCCUUAUGCUGAAUAGGCUUCCUCGUGAGAAAAGGGAAAACUUGGCAGCUAUGGUGCUGAGAGCUGCCUGGAGACCCCCUCACAGAUAGGGUUGCCAGACUCAAUAGAGGACAGGACUUCUGUGCCUUUAAUUGCCCUGCUCUCUUUUGAGUCUGGA
Zootoca vivipara (common lizard) is the source of this 4300-nucleotide messenger RNA. RefSeq names its product histone deacetylase 11 (gene HDAC11). Gene Ontology annotation, cellular component: histone deacetylase complex. Gene Ontology annotation, biological process: epigenetic regulation of gene expression. Gene Ontology annotation, molecular function: histone deacetylase activity. The record is from RefSeq and is a predicted model, not a curated record. Lineage: Eukaryota; Metazoa; Chordata; Lepidosauria; Squamata; Lacertidae.